Lithohypha guttulata is the source of this 3099-nucleotide messenger RNA. RefSeq names its product Mitochondrial presequence protease (gene CYM1). Gene Ontology annotation, biological process: protein processing. The transcript has a single exon. NCBI's taxonomy places the organism in Eukaryota, Fungi, Ascomycota, Eurotiomycetes, Chaetothyriales, Trichomeriaceae. The record is from RefSeq and is a predicted model, not a curated record. The coding region runs from base 1 to 3099 and encodes 1032 amino acids. Gene Ontology annotation, molecular function: metalloendopeptidase activity; metal ion binding. Gene Ontology annotation, cellular component: mitochondrial matrix.
AUGCUAAGGCAUGUUGGCCAAUAUGGAUCGCCACUUCACGGUGUACGUCCUAGAUGUGUUGGCUUCUUGACACCUCGUAGCAGAGUGCAGAGAUAUGCUUCGGUGACGAACAUAGAAAACUUUCCUGCAUUGGGAGAGCAGUUACAUGGCUUCACCCUCAAGCAGAAGAAACACGUUCCAGAACUCCAUCUGACUGCUUUACAACUCGAGCACGACAAGACAGGCGCUGAGUAUCUGCAUGUGGCACGUGAAGACAAGAACAAUGUGUUCGCUAUCAAUUUCAAGACCAACCCAAUAGACCGUACUGGUCUUCCACAUAUACUUGAACAUGUUACUCUCUGCGGAAGCGAGAAAUUUCCUGUUCGCGACCCAUUCUUCAAAAUGAUGCCUCGCUCUUUGGCCAAUUUUAUGAAUGCUUUUACCUCUUCCGACUACACUUCCUAUCCUUUUGCUACCACUAACGCUCAGGACUUCAGAAAUCUGGCCUCUGUCUAUCUCGAUGCUACGCUUCAUCCACUGUUGAAAAGGACUGAUUUCCUGCAAGAAGGAUGGCGCUUAGGGCCGGAGAACCCUAAAGAGCCAGCCACUGAUGAAAAUACCAUUUUCAAAGGUGUUGUGUACAACGAGAUGAAAGGUCAGAUGUCCGACGCCAGCUACCUUUACUACAUUCGCUUCAGAGAACAUCUAUUCCCGUCUCUUGAAAAUUCUGGCGGAGAUCCGGAGAAAAUGACCAACUUGACUCAUGAGCAGCUUGUGAAGUUCUCGAGGGAGCAUUAUCACCCCAGCAAUGCAAAGAUCUUCACCUACGGCAAUCUGCCUUUGGCUGAUCACCUUCAGCAGGUCGACCAGGCACUUUCACAGUUCAGUCGUGCUGCUAAAGAUGCAGACCUGAAAGGACCAAUCGACCUUGCUGAUGGUCCGAUCACCUAUGAAGUAUCGGGUCCUCUCGACACAAUGCAACCCGCCGAACGACAAACCAAAUCAUCUAUCUCCUGGUUAGGAUGUCAAUCCUCCGACAUUGUCGAGAACUUCUCAUUGAGCAUAAUGAUUUCGUUACUGAUGAGUGGCUACGGCUCACCUCUAUAUCAAGGCUUGAUCGAGUCUGGGCUUGGCACGAAUUUUAGCCCAAACUCGGGUUAUGACUCUUCAGCUAAGCUGUCUGUGGUCUCGAUCGGCUUAGAUGGAAUGAAGGCAGAAGAUGCAAAGGGUCUUAGGACGACUAUUCGACAAAUACUUCGUGAGAAGGGCUCAGAGGCGUUCCAGCCUCACAAGGUCGAAGGCUAUAUGCACCAGCUUGAGAUCGCACUCAAGCACAAGACUUCCAGAUUUGGUAUGGGUUUGUUGGACAAGACUAUGCCAGGCUGGUUUAACGGCACAAGUCCAAUGGAUGGUCUGGCAUGGAACGAGAUCAUUGAUGCUUUCAAGGCGCGACUAGCAAAAGGGAACUUGCUUGAAUCACUAAUGGAGAAAUAUCUCCUGAACGACAAAUCGUUACAGUUCACUAUGAACCCUGCCGAGUCGUACAAUGCUGAGCUUGAAGCACAAGAACAGCAGCGGAGAGCAAAUAUACUGGAAGCACAAACGAGAGCAGCAGGUAGUUCUGAGGCUGUCUUUGAGCAAUUAGGCAAACAGGAGAUGGAACUGUUGGCAGAGCAAGAAGACGCACAGCACAGUAACUUGGAAACUCUGCCAACUCUUCACGUCAAGGACAUACCAAGAGAGAAAGAGAAAAAGUCGCUCCGCUGGGACACCAUCGGUCAAUCCAGGACGUUAUGGAGAGAAACCGACACGAACGGCAUCACUUAUUUUCAGGCGAGAUACCUCAUCGAUCAAUUGCCGGGCGAGCUUCGCGCACUGAUGCCCUUGUUUACUGAGAGCCUGAUGCGCCUAGGCACUAAAUCCAUGUCUGUGGGCGAUCUGGAGGCAGAGAUAUUGCUCAAGACUGGCGGUAUCUCAGUUGCACCUUUGCUUGCACCUAGCCCUUUCAGCAACACUGAGUAUAGCGAGGGACUUACAUUCGACGGAUACGCGCUCGACCGCAAUAUGCCUGCUAUGCUUGACCUUAUGAGAACCAUCUUGCUUGAGGUCGACUUCGACGCACCUCACGCUACAUCUGCCAUUCUAGAAUUGCUAGAAUCGAAGACCUCGGGUGCACUGGACUCAGUGGCUGAGAUGGGUCACCACUUCGCAGUAUCUUCGGCUGCCGCUGCCCUGUCGGAGCGUGCUCAAAAGAGGGAACAACUUUCGGGCCUGUCCCAAAUUGAAUUCAGUGCAAAACUGCUCAGAUCUGCUAGAGCAGAUCCUCAAUAUUUACAAGAACUCAUUGGGAAACUAAAACUCAUUCAAAGGAUAGCUGUAGCUAACUCGGCCGAUUUGUCCAUGCGUGUAGUCUGUGAACCCUCAUCGGUUUCGACGAACCAGGGACUCAUUCAGAAGUUCACCCAACGUCUCCCACAGGCACAGACAGCACCAUUUGCGGAGUAUUCCUCGCAACCCGUGCCAGGCUCAACCUUUUCGAGAAACACAUUCUUCAACAUGCCGUUUCAGGUAUCAUAUACAGGAACUUGUAUAAACACAGUACCGUUCGGAUCACCAGACAAAGCUCCUCUCACCAUACUAAGUCAGCUGCUUACACAUAACUUCUUACUACGGGAGGUUCGAGAAAAGGGUGGUGCCUAUGGUGCGUCUGCCAGCACUGGACCUAGCCGAAGUCUUUUCACCAUGUCGUCUUAUCGAGAUCCCAAUCCACGUAAUGCGCUGAACAUCUUCCGGAAAGCUGGCGAAUUCGCACAAGAUCGAGCUUGGAGCGACCGAGAACUGGAAGAAAGUAAGCUCAGUGUCUUCCAAGGUAUCGAUGCACCCACCAGCGUAAGCAGCGAUGGUGCGAAAGAAUUCAUGUAUGGCAUUACAGAAGAGAUGGAUCAACAAAUGCGAGAGCAACUCCUCAGUGUAAACAAAGACGAUAUACAACGCGUUGCACGAGAUUAUCUCGUCAAUGCGAAAGAGGAGGAUGUAUCAACAGCAAUACUUGGUGAGAAAAAGAGUUGGGUAGACGAAGAUAAGAAGUAUCAUGUACGAGGUUUAAAUGUUUCAGCAUAG